Molecule: messenger RNA, 1473 nt
Organism: Chaetomium fimeti
Lineage: Eukaryota; Fungi; Ascomycota; Sordariomycetes; Sordariales; Chaetomiaceae
Product: kinase-like domain-containing protein
Exons: 1
Coding region: 13-1149 (378 amino acids)
Biological process (GO): protein phosphorylation
Molecular function (GO): ATP binding; protein kinase activity
Source: RefSeq, a predicted model, not a curated record
CAAAACGAGCACAUGUUGUCGUACUGGGCGUCUUACACUCACCAAGGGUACGGAUACAUUCUGUUCACGCCGGCUCCCGAGUUCAGCCUCAAGUCGCUCCUCACCACCAUGCCCAGCUGUUUGAAGAAGCUGGACAAGAAAACGCGUCGACAGGCAGUCAUGAACUGGAUAUACUGUCUGACCGACACGGUUUACUCGUUCCACAACCAGGGCCGUGCGCACGUGAACAUCAGACCAUCGACUGUGCACUUCUCGAAGAGCAACUUCGUCUUUCUCUCCGGGUUUACGCAAUUCCACCUCAAUGUCCUGAGCGGCACCACGGAGAGCACGACAUUCGACAGAGAGGCGUACGACUACAGUGCCCCGGAGAAGGUGCCGACCCCCACACCCUCAUCGCCGGGCCCGUCUCAUCGGUCGGCAGACGACGGCAGCCACCGGGCGACCGAUUUCAAUCCCCAGGCCGCCGACAUUUUCUCGCUGGGCUGUGUAAUCCUCGAGCUUCUUAGCUUCUUAUUCAAGAAGCAAGGACGGCCGUUCGCUGCACACCGGGCUGCGAAGCACAGUGCCGCGGGCCGUGGUAGCCCCUUCCCAGACUCCUCCUUCCACGACAAUGUCGACCAGAUUGAGAGUUGGAUGGUACAAUUGGCCGAUGAUGCCUCGAAAAAGGACGACCCGGUGUUCAAAGGCGUUAUGCCAAUCCUCGAAGUGGUCGUGGGGAUGCUUUCAUACGACCCUUCAGACCGCCUGACCGCCAACCAAGUCCGGGAAAAGAUCCGUCAAAUCCUUGCCUGGGACUGUGGCAUUCCGGAGCCGCACUGCCUGCGUCUGGGCGGCGGCUGGGGCUUUGGUGUGGAAAACAGACUGAGCUCAGGUUCGAUCCCGAGCGUUAGUAGCUCUGGCAGCAGGCGUAUCUCGACACAGCGGGGAGGCGAGUCACAAUAUGACGACGCCAAGCGGAGCAGUGCGGGAAGCGGUGGCAGCGUCAGUGCCCGGAGCUUCACCGGUUCCCUUCGGGGUGGGGCGGGGGAAGCAGCAGCUUCCAGGGCCAGGAAUGGAUCUUGGAGUAGUCACAGCAGCGCACAACACGCCGUCAAACAGCAGAAGUCGCUCCUCAUCGAGGGUGUUUCGUUCCUUCGUGAAUUCGGAUGAAGGGAGCACAAGCACACGGCCUCCGCCGAUGGCUGACUGUGUCAUGGUGGGGCAUUUGUAAAGGAGAUAGCCGAGCGGCGAGGGGUUGGAAGUACAUAGCUUCAAUUAGAUUGACUCAGUUGUCGUCGAGCUUGGGUAUCAGCGUUUUGGCGAUGAGGACGUGAUGUUGUUGUCGGGGUGAUGCCGCGGGUUAGGGUUGUUGACCCUGCAAGACAAAGCCCCGCCUAGACGACGUCAUCGCGAGGAGACGGGAACACACCGGAUUUAGAUAGGAACCCAGAAGGUGUCGAGUCGGCCCGGAGUGCCGUUUCAAGACAAGACAGG